AUGACAAAAGCAUCGUUCCUCAUCAGCCUCCUUCACGCCAUCCAUGCAUCACCUCUUCGCAUCCGUCAGGAGAAGCCUCCAUUCUUCCUCCUCGCAGGCGACUCGACAACAGCAGUUGGAGGUGGCUGGGGUGACGGUUUCCUCAACACAACCCUAAAGGCUCCAGCAUCAGGACUCAACUACGGCCAUAGCGGAGCCACGACCGUCUCGUUCCGAGCUGGAGGUGAUUGGGCUAAAGUCCUCGGACAGAUAGAAAGUCAUAGAGAAGAAUUCGAGGUCUUUGUUACGAUCCAAUUUGGCCACAACGACCAAAAGCCGGCGGCAAACAUCUCUUUAGAUGAAUACGGGACAAAUCUUGCGGCUUUCGCGGAUGAAGUCACGGAUUCUGGAGGUGAACCUAUCUUGCUUACUCCUUUGACGAGACGAGGGUUUGAUGAUUCAGAUCCACCUAAAGUUGUGGAGAAUCUUGUGAAUGAACGACGGAAGACGAUCGAGAUUGCUGAGACAAAUGGUGUCAAAUGGAUCGAUUUGAAUCUGAGAAGUCAGGAGUAUUGUAACGCCAUUGGACCGGAUGCGAGUUGGAAGCAUGAUCUGAGUGAGGGUGAUCAUACGCAUUUGAAUGAUCAUGGGAGUGUCGUGUUCGGGAGAUUGGUGAGUGAUUUGCUGGUGGGCAAGUAUGGGGAACUCUUUAAGGAGUGGACAGUGCCCAAUGUGACGUUGAGUGAGGCGUUGGAGGAGGGUGUGCCUGCUUGA
Molecule: messenger RNA, 753 nt
Organism: Pseudocercospora fijiensis CIRAD86
Lineage: Eukaryota; Fungi; Ascomycota; Dothideomycetes; Mycosphaerellales; Mycosphaerellaceae
Product: carbohydrate esterase family 12 protein
Exons: 3
Coding region: 1-753 (250 amino acids)
Molecular function (GO): hydrolase activity
Source: RefSeq, a predicted model, not a curated record